ACAUGUAUUCUCUCACGAGAGACUGACUGACUCAGGGCUCAUGGUGUGAACACUGUGCUACAACUGAGGCAGAUUCAGGAUGAAGUGUUCCCAGAAAACUUGUUUGAGGGCCAAUGACUUGCUCUUGUGUCUGGGACUACUUCUGCACUGUGGGGAAGCAAAAGUGAACACCGAAGCGCAGGCUGGGCCUCUGUAUCGUGUGGUGGGCUCUGAACUCUCCAUCUCUUGCAAUGUGAGUGGCUUCACAGAUGAUAGCAUUACUAAAGAAAUUCAAUUCCGUGUGAAGAAGCCUGCAAAAGCAAUCGAAAUCAACAUCAUCAGCACCGGAGACCUAGAUUUCAGCUAUUCGGUGUAUAAAUCACGCGUGAGGAGCGACGAAAUUACUCUGAAACAUGAAAAUCCAAACUCAGUAUUCUUUAAGAUACAACGACUAGAGAAAGGUGAUGAAGGGGAAUAUGAAUGCUCUGUAGUCAACCAUGAAGCUAAUUAUGAUGGAAGAUACAGUGUUAAGACAACAGUGAAAGUGAUUGACAACUCCCUUAGUGUUUCAUCACCUGCCUCCCCCCCCACACUGAGCUAUAAUGAGGGUGAUGCUCUCACUUUAACAUGCCAGGCAUCCAGCAACACCAUCCAGCACACCCAUCUGUCUUUUGCCUGGUAUCUCCACAAAGACGGUGAGGAUCGUAAGCCUAUCAUUUCUCUGGGUAGAGAUUUCACACUGAGCCCAGGUUCGGGUUUUGAAGGGCGCUACCAAGCUGGACACAUAAGGUUAGAUAAAUUGGGGGAGACCACAUACAAGCUAAACAUGGCUCAGCUCAAACUGUCAGACCAAGGCAGGAUCUACUGCCAAGCUCAGGAGUGGAUUCAAGAAUCUGACCAAUCCUGGUAUUCCAUCGCAGAGAAAGCUGCAAAGGAAACUACCCUGAAUGUCAAAGCCAGAGAAGUCCUGCCAGACACGUCGUCUCUGGCGGUGAGUAUUUCUGCACAGGCGGUGACUCUGCAAAAGGGGCAAGAGCUGUCACUGUCCUGCAAUGUUGACACGCAGAACCUCAAUGAAAGGUUCUUCUCUGUAGCCUGGCUCAGAGGAAAUGUUGAGCUGGUCCGCAUUGACCCUACAGGCAUUCAGUCUGUGGGGCCCCAGUACAGUGGGCGAGUGAAAGAAGGAGAGCUCAGAGCAUCUCGGAUAGGGGACAGAGAUUACCUUCUCAUAUUGCAGCACGUCAGAACCGAGGACCAAGGCCAGUAUAUCUGCAGAGCAUGGCUCCAGGACAGAGGUCCAGAUGGUGCCUUUACACAGGGAGCUCCCCAGGACUCCAGCUCUCAGGAGAUCAGCAUCUUAACCACAGAAAGUGGGUUCUCAGUUGAAAUGGAAAACACUGUGGGUGUUAACGAAGGUUAUGGGCUGAUGCUCACCUGUAAAGUGCAUGGGGUCACAGGUCAACUCUCUGUCACCUGGCAGCGCAAACCGACAUCCACAUCAGCGGCCAUUUUCACCAAAGUCAUUAGUCUAAGUCAGGAGGGUGUCGUGGAAAAAGCGGAGUUCAUGAGUCACAAAGUAAAUGCAACGCGUUCUGCGGCUGGCACCUUCAUCCUUGAGCUUGAUGAGGUCAGACCUUCUGAUGCAGGAGUCUACGAGUGUGCUGUGUCUGAGUGGGAAAGCAACAGCAAGACCAACAGCCAAUCACAGACGACCACUGUGACAGUGGUUCCUUCGGAAUCUUUUGUGAAAGUGUCACUGAUAAGUCGCAACAACAAUGUGACUGUGGGAGAAAAUGUGGAGUUGAUGUGCCUGGUCAAAGGGCCACCUGUACCAAUUACACUGGCUUGGAGCCUGCAGCGUGAUGCCUCAACCAUAGAUAACAUCCUGACAAUGUACUAUGAUGGUGCCAUCAGCUGGUCUGGAGACCAGAGCCGCUACCAGCUGAAAGUAAAGAAACAAAAGAAUGUAGUCUUUCACUAUUUGCUCAUCAACGGUGUGAGCCAAAGUGAGGUGGGAAUCUACCAGUGUAGAGUUUCUGUUUUCCUGGAUAAUGCAUAUAAGAAGCUGCCUCUAUCCAACCUGGUGGCUAUUUCGGUGCUGAACCCAACGAGCAAACUUGAUCUGACGCCAACCCCUGCCUUGACAGAAAACAUCAACACUGACAUCAAAAUAAAAUGCUCAGUCAACUCAAAACCCUCUGCUCCCACUCACUAUGCAGUCACCUGGCUACUGCAGAAGCAGGCAGAAAGUACGAUGAUUAUGAAAUCAGACAGGGAUGCUCUAGUUACAUUCGGACCAAAUGUACAACCGAGCCACAGUCAGCGAAUCAGCAUGAAGCGCACUCAAGGCCCCAGUUUUGAGUUAAAUAUUCGGCAAGCUCGAAUUUCAGACAAUGGUUCAUAUGUCUGUGAGGUGGUGGAGUGGCUUCAAGAUCCUCAUGGUGACUGGUAUCAGCUCUCACCAGUUUCCAAAACCACAGAGCUCACAGUUAUUGAGCCUGCCAAUGACCUUCAAUUAGAAAAGAAAGAGCAGUGGUUGACUGCCAGGGAGGGAGACGAAGUGGAGCUGAAGUGUAACAUCAUCUCAGGUGCAUCCAGUCCAUCUUUUUUCUACAAAGUUACUUGGCUAUACACCGGACACGGUUCUUCGGUCCGCAGCCCCCUGGUGGAGCUUGACCACAAAGGCCUGCUGAGUUACCCAGGGAACCAGGAGCUCAGAGGACUGCAGGGGCGGCUUCAUUUCUCCAGACCCACCCAGAGAAGCUUUUAUCUGAGAAUAAAGAGGGCCCAUGAGGAGGAUAAUGGUACCUACCAGUGUCAGGUGGAGCAAUACCAGCUGGAUCAGGAAGGUCACUGGCAGCAAAAGGCCUCUGACAGCGCUGGCCCCAUCUUGCUGACUGUGAAUGUUACAGACAUCAACCUGUCUGUUGUGGAGGAAGAACGGGAUUUGAAUCUGACCAGAUCCCAGAAUUUCACAAUCCCUUGUCAUAUCACCAAACAAUCCAGCAAUGAAUCUGAGCUCCAGGUCACAUGGUUUUGGCAGAAAGAGUCACAAACGGAACAACGCCCCAUAUUCACAAUUUACCGUAACGCCACCCUACAAGACAGGCUUGGGAAGGGUGAUAAGCUAAGAUUUGGCCACCCUUUGCCAAAACAAUUCAGCCUUACAGUCUCAAAGACAAGCCCUGAAGAUAGUGGCCUGUAUUUCUGUGAGGUAGAAGAGUGGCUCCUAUCUCUUUCUCUUGGGUGGAGAAAGGUUGCUGUGGAAAAGUCAGGACAUUUGACUGUUCAUUUCUAUGAUGAAGGAUUCGUUAAAGCCAUCUCCGAGCCAGAAUGCAAGUCUGAUAUCUGGAUGGGGAUGCUCAUAGUUACUGUCAUCUGCUCAAUGUUGGUCAUAGUCCUACUGGUGCUGAAGACAUGCCGGAGCAAGGUCUCAGGAGGAAAUAAGUCUGGUGAAAAUCUGUGGGCUGAGCAACACGCUCUUAACACCAAACCCAUUGCAGACGAUUGAAGCUCAAAGAUCAGAGGAGAAAAAGAGAGAAAAAAACGCAUGCACUGAUAUUCUUGUGUAAUGUAAUACAUGCAAUGUUUUAUAAGUCAAACAUUUUCACUGUAUUUACAGCAUUUUUUAUUAUGUUUUAUUUAAUAAUUAUUUGUUAAAUAAUUCUUUUGAUAAUAGUCAAUACACGUUUUUUGAAAUGUUCUUACUGCCUUUAUGAAUUCUUGAAUGUAUUCAUGAUAAUUAAUAAGGCACUUUUCCUUUUGCAGCUAAAACAUCUUUGCAUAAUCACCAGCUUCUUACUGCCUGCAAUGGACACUUGAGCUAGGCAGGAGAUCAACUUUGUGGCUUUACACCUACAAAGCAACAUACCGUGAAUGACAGAUUCCUUUUUAUGUAACAUCGUUCAGGCAGCUUGAUACUAUGUCUUUGAUGGGGAGAAGUCAGAGCAUAGCAUGUCUAAGGGAGCAGCUAAGCAGACGAAAUGUGUUUUUUUCUGAAAGCAUGACGGGCAAUGACAGUGAUCUGUAGUUCUGCAAAAGCACAGGAUGCCUCUGUGGUCUGAGAAACUGCUGAGAUGCAAGUGUGACAGGAUUUGAAUAGACAAGUCACAGUUUGAGGUUAAUUUCAUGCAAUUGAAGUGCAUAUCAGCCAUACAACAUUUACAUGUGAUUCUGAAUGCACAAUACAACUUAUAUAGAUGAGACGUGGAAGUUGUAUGUUUUGACUGUGUUUCAAGGAGUCUGCGCUUCCUGAAUAUGUGUUUGUGUGUAGAGUCUGUGCAAACAGCGCUUGUUGAUUUUUGUUUGUUUUGGCUGGCCCAAUCACAUUGGAUUUUUAAUUAAACAUUUACUAUGAGAUGAAAAAUCUGACUUUCAA
Messenger RNA from Notothenia coriiceps (black rockcod), 4357 nucleotides. Its product is annotated as immunoglobulin superfamily member 3-like. The coding region runs from base 80 to 3490 and encodes 1136 amino acids. The record is from RefSeq and is a predicted model, not a curated record. NCBI's taxonomy places the organism in Eukaryota, Metazoa, Chordata, Actinopteri, Perciformes, Nototheniidae. The transcript is spliced from 10 exons. Gene Ontology annotation, cellular component: membrane.